Populus euphratica (Euphrates poplar) is the source of this 2400-nucleotide messenger RNA. Its product is annotated as HIT zinc finger and PAPA-1-like domain-containing protein. Bases 335 to 1954 code for a protein of 539 amino acids. Gene Ontology annotation, biological process: chromatin remodeling. Gene Ontology annotation, cellular component: Ino80 complex. NCBI's taxonomy places the organism in Eukaryota, Viridiplantae, Streptophyta, Magnoliopsida, Malpighiales, Salicaceae. The record is from RefSeq and is a predicted model, not a curated record. The transcript is spliced from 8 exons.
AGACUAAGCGCAAACACAGGACUUUGGCAUGUUAUACAAAGAUGAGGAUGUCAAUGAAUCAUACACCAUGUUACUGUCUUUUGACAUCACAACCACUCUCUUACCUCCUUAACCAAAACCCACCACCUCCUCCUUUCUCUGUCCAAUUACGCACCUCCACCUGGCUAGUUAUCCUACUCGUACUAUUAAUCCACCAAAAAUCCAAUCUUUAAGUCGAUACCCUCCUCUAUCUUUCUCGUUGGUUGUUUUUAGAAGGCGAUUCAAGGGUUUUCAGGCCUUUUGGCCGCGACCCAGAUAGAUAAGAUCGGAACUAGGCUUCUGCUUUGUCCUGUUUAUGGAGGGUUUUGGGUUUAGUGAUUCAAACAGUGCUGUUAGGAAGAAGAGGAGUAAUACAUCCCGUCGUCCACGGAAUGACUCACACACACCUUCCGAUUACAUUGAUGUUUCAUCUUUAUCAUCCACACCACCUUCAGAAACUAAUAUGAUGAAGAAUGAAGAUGGAGGAUUGGGAGAAUCUGAUGAAGCUUCCAACAAUUGUUCUUUUCGAGGAAGUAACGAGCAGAGGCACAGUGGAGUCGAUUCUAGAAGGUCCAGCGAAGGUGUCCUUGCUCCAGCUAAUUGGAAAAGCACAACUAGCUCGGGGCAUGUUGGAGGUUUUUCAGAUGGAGUAGGAAAUGAGAGUAAAGUGAAAGUGAAGCUUAAAGUUGGUGGUAUCACACGAACUAUUAAUGCAAAGUCCGCAUCUGAUGGUGCAUCUGCUGUUGGGUCAUCAUCUUCAAAAUCUUCUCGCUUCCCAGAUCCCCGGCAGAAGUUAAUUGAGGAGAAUUUGGAUGACAACCAUUCCUUUACUUCAGGUAAGGGAAGUGGUUUACGAGGAGUCCCGUGGAAGGAUUUCUCCAGAAGUGGUCUAAAUGUUAGGAAAACAGAUGGUCUGAGAGGUGAGAAUCUGUCUUCAAAGCAAACUGAUCAGUACGAGCCAGUUCGUAAAAGUAAGCGGGUUCCCAAGAAACGGCUAUUAGAUGGAGUGCUGGAUGAUGGAGGAGAGGAUGAUGAUGAGAUUCGCUACCUUGAAAAAGUCAAGACUUUGAAGGUCAGCACUGAUUAUGGUGCAGAGUUUGAAGAUGAAGAGGGAGGAAGCAGGAAACAGCGGAAGAUAUUGAGAGUAUUGAAGAGAAAUGUUGAUGGUCUAUAUGAUGUAGAUGCUGGAGAUCAUGGAUCAACUAGAUUUGGCAAGGAGGGUAAGAAAUCUAAAUCAGGGAGAGUAUCUGAAGAUACUGAUUAUGUGGAAGAGGAAGAAUUGGGGUCAGAUGGUGACCCUACAUCUAAGAAUAAGAAGCCAAGAAAAGAGUUUGCUGAUCUAUCAGUGGACUCCAAGAAGGAAAUGACAGUCACGACACGUCAACGAGCACUUCAAACUGGCAAAGAUGCCUCCUCUGGUUUUCCUAGUUUAAUAGAGUUCCCAAAUGGGUUACCUCCAGCUCCUCCUAAAAAGCAAAAAGAGAAACUCACUGAAGUGGAACAGCAGUUGAAGAGAGCUGAGGCUCUUCAAAGACGCAGGAUGCAACUUGAAAAGGCAAAUAGGGAAUCUGAGGCUGAAGCAAUCAGAAAAAUACUGGGCCAAGAUUCCACUAGGAAGAAACGAGAAGAUAAACUGAAGAAACGGCAAGAAGAAAUGGCACAGGAGAAAGCAGCAAAUGCUAUGGUACUUGCAUCAGACCAUGUUAGGUGGGUCAUGGGUCCGUCUGGAACAACUGUAACAUUCCCCGAUGAAAUGGGCUUGCCUAGUAUAUUUGACUCCAAGCCUUGCAGUUACCCUCCUCCCCGGGAGAAAUGUGCUGCUCCAUCGUGUACAAAUCCAUACAAGUACCGAGAUUCGGAGUCAAAACUACCCCUUUGUAGUCUCCAAUGCUACAAGGCAAUUCAUGAAAAGGUGCAACCUCUUACUGCCUGUUAAGAUCAAGGUCCACCUGCACGAACCUACGAGUCCGGGUCUCCACGAACUUAGGAAGCACUAGCAUUCCAGCUCCAUUAUCUGUAAUCUCGAAUAAGAGCUGGGGUGGAAGGCUUAUGUAAAGCAACUAUCGCCACCAAGCGGAUGGGAGCAUGGAGAAAUUGCUGCUAUAGUCACAUAUAAUUGUUACAUUUUAGAAUUGUUCCUUUUAAAUUAUCAUUUCAUCUUGUAGAUGGAAAUGUGUUGUGGGUUUCAGGAGGAGGAUUCAAAUUGGGUCCCUGUUAUAUCCAUCGUCCUUUCAUUCAUAGCCUUGAGUUCCCACUACCCCUUCUAAGAUAAGAGAAGCUAUAGCAAGAUGAUUUUAGCAUCCGUGGAAUUGUUUGACGUAUCUUGGAGAGCUCGUUCUUGUAUAUAUAAAAGAAAAAAACUUAAUUAUGAAAAUAAAUGCU